UAUUCAUUGAAACAUUCAGAUAAUAGAGAUAAAGAUUUUUUACAUUGAAAAUUUGUCACCAUGAUACGUUCGUUUGAAGCCUGGGACUACGUCAUUUUUGCCAUAUGCCUUGCCAUUUCCCUCGGGAUCGGGAUAUACCAUGCCUUCUUUGCUGGGGGACAGAACACGACUGAAAAAUAUUACUAUGGCAACCGAAAUAUGGGAGCGAUUCCUGUUGCACUAUCUAUGCUUGUGACGUAUCAAUCAUCUAUUUUUAUGUUGGGAUAUCCCGGUGAAAUGUACAUAUACGGAUCCAUGUUCUGGCUGAGUUUUAUAGGCGUGGGACUGGGGUUCGUCCUUGUUGCGGUAUUCCUUGUCCCUCUUUUUCAUCCCCUCAACAUAAGAAGUGCGUUUGAGUACUUAGAGCUGCGAUUCAAAAGCAAGGCUCCAAGACUGUUGGCGUCGUUCAUGAGCAUCAUACUUUAUAUCAUAUUUAUGGGUCUUGUUGUUUAUGGUCCAGCAAUUACAUUAAAAACAGUCACACAGUUUCCCCUUUGGGCUUCAAUGCUUAUCGUUGCUGCCGGUGGAGUAUUUUACACAUCAAUCGGCGGAUUCAAAGCAGUUAUUUGGGCGGACGUGUUUCAAUCUAUCAUUAUUGUAAUUGGGAUAUUCUCCAUACUUAUACAAGGGCUGAUUAAAGUUGGCGGAUCAAGCGAGGUGUGGAGAAUAAAUGAGAUGUAUGGGCGGAUCCAGUUCGAUGAGUUCAGUCCUGACAUCACUGUUAGACACACUAUCUGGGGCUUAGUCAUCGGGAACAUGAUCCAGUUUUUCUCCUUAGGCUACAGCCAGAUGAUAGUCCAGAGAAUCAUGUCCACGCCCACCAGCAGCAAAGCCGUACAAGCGUCCAUGUUUGCCAUUCCUGGAUUUGCGCUGUUUGGAUCUAUUUCCUGUUUCCUGGGGCUGAUGGCCUUCGCUUACAAUGUCCAGCAAGGAUGUGAUCCACUGGCGAAAAAUAUCAUCGUCCGACCAGAGCAGGCUUUGCCAUAUUUUGUAAUGGAUAUAUUCGACAACAUUGUAGCAAUGCCGGGUGUGUUCCUUGCCGCUCUGUUCAGCGCCUCUUUAAGUACUCUUUCUUCCGGUCUCAAUAGCCUACCAACGAUAAUUUGGGAGGAUUUCAUUAAGCCUCACUUUGGGAAGAAAUUCUCUGAAAACCAGGCUACGCUGUUCGGAAAAGUUCUAGUAAUAAUAUUUGGAGCACUAGCCAUUGGGUUUGCAUACCUUGCCUAUCUAGUUGGUGGUCCCAUUGUUCAGAUGACGAGCACCGUAUCGUCGUGCUUUAAUGGACCAAUUUUAGGAAUGUUCGUCAUGGGCGCUGUCUUUAAAUCUGCCAAUUCUAAGGGUGCUAUAGUCGGAUGUCUUUCCGGAUUUAUCUUCCUGCUAUGGAUAGCUUUGGGAAAAGUCGUGGAGAAGCACGUGACCCCGAGACUACCCGGAGGUCCCGUCACAAACUGCACCUCCUUCUCAAUCAAUCAUAUCAACAAUACUCAAGCGUUUAGAUCAGAAACAACAUACUCAAUUAACUACACAACAACAGAGAUCUCAGCUGAAAUGAUGCAAUCUAGCGAAGGAGAUCACGAGGUCCUUGGUGUGUACAAGAUCAGCUAUAUGUGGUACACGACUAUAGGUAUGGUUGUCUGUAUAGCAGUGGGAAUGAUCGUCAGUUUGAUAACGGGCGGCUUAAAAUCUGCAGAUGACGUUGAAUUUAGAUAUUUAUUUCCUCUCAGACGAAUGUUCGACUCCAAACGGGUUAAGCAAUAUGAAUUAAAAGAAAAGGCAAAAUGGAAUUCAGAGAAGGAAACGUCGGUGGAGCUUGUGGGUGAAAAAUCAUGAAAAACCGUAGUUUUCACCACUUCCGCCUCCAAUUUCCAAUUCAUGUUUCCGUUAUCAUCGGCAAAGUGGAAAAACUGUUUUUGAAUACACAUUCUUUGCUGAGUGAGGAUGAAAUUUGAAGGAAUAUUUUCACUUCUACUGUAAAUGGAACAGUUUUUUUUUCUCAUUUAUAAUUUUGAAACGAUUUAUGAUUUGGACAGAAAUGUGUUUUUGAUAUUUGU
Messenger RNA from Saccostrea echinata, 2090 nucleotides. Its product is annotated as sodium-dependent multivitamin transporter-like. The transcript has 18 exons. The record is from RefSeq and is a predicted model, not a curated record. Gene Ontology annotation, biological process: sodium ion transport; transmembrane transport. Gene Ontology annotation, cellular component: membrane. The coding region runs from base 61 to 1869 and encodes 602 amino acids. NCBI's taxonomy places the organism in Eukaryota, Metazoa, Mollusca, Bivalvia, Ostreida, Ostreidae. Gene Ontology annotation, molecular function: symporter activity.